Triticum turgidum subsp. durum (durum wheat) is the source of this 819-nucleotide messenger RNA. The record is from the annotation of a GenBank genome assembly. NCBI's taxonomy places the organism in Eukaryota, Viridiplantae, Streptophyta, Magnoliopsida, Poales, Poaceae.
AUGGUGGGCAUCGCGAGGGUGCUCCGGCACCGGCUGCCCAUACAGGACCGGUUCGUGAGGGUGAAGCUCGUGAAGAACUGCUUCUCCGGCGCCGACAUGGUCGACGGCAUCGUGAACCACUUGGAGUGCAGCAGGAACAAGGCUGUGGAGAUCGGCAAAGAACUCGCGAGGAAGCACUUCAUCCACCACGUCUUCAGGGAGAACGACUUCGAGGAUGGCGCCCAGAGCCUGUACCGCUUCCUGGAGCACGACCCGGCCGUCCCCAGGUACUACAACUUCAGGGGCUCCACCAACGACGGCGAGCCCAAGCCCGCCGCCGCCGUCGGCCAGAGGAUGGCCAAGAUCAUGUACGUCGUCGGCGGGUACCCCUACUCCCUCACGACCAUCAAGAACGGCAUCCUCCGCGGCAACCGCAGGCAGCCCUACACCAUCGUCAAGCCGUUCGGCGCCUCCGAUAAGAGGCUCGAGCUGGCGGAGACGAAGGUGAACCCGCUGGUGCACUUCGCGCUGUGCAACGCGACGCGGUCGAGCCCCACCGUGCGGUUCUACUCCACGCAGGGCGUGGAGCCGGAGCUCCGGCACGCGGCCAGGGAGUUCCUCCUCGACGGCGGCGUGGAGAUCGACCUCGAGACCCGGACCGUCCACCUCACCAGGAUCAUCAAAUGGUACAGCGCCGAUUUCGGGCAGGACAGGGACAUCCUCAGGUGGAUCUUCAACUACCUGGACCCGACCAAAGCCGGGCUCCUGACGCAUCUCCUGAACGACGGCGGACCCAUCAGCAUCGCCUACCAGGACUACGACUGGUCCUUGAACGCCUGA